CUAUUCCAAGUCCUAUCCCGUCUUCCGGCAGACGGCGUCGGGUACGGCCUGUUGCAGACUAGGUGGAGAGGGAAGGGCAUUAGGAACAGUUAUUGGGUUGUGAGCAGGGUGAGGCUGAGGAUGGGAGGUGAGAGGGGGAAGGUAUGGGGUAGGCUAGUGUGGAAAGGAAAAGUCGUCUCCCCCAAACCGGAAGAGAUCCGCGGCGGGCUCAAGUACUUCUGG
Dacryopinax primogenitus is the source of this 222-nucleotide messenger RNA. RefSeq lists its product as uncharacterized. NCBI's taxonomy places the organism in Eukaryota, Fungi, Basidiomycota, Dacrymycetes, Dacrymycetales, Dacrymycetaceae. The annotation marks the transcript as partial. Gene Ontology annotation, molecular function: structural constituent of ribosome. The transcript is spliced from 2 exons. Gene Ontology annotation, cellular component: mitochondrion. The record is from RefSeq and is a predicted model, not a curated record.